CUAAUGUUCACUACCACCACCUCAGGUAUAAGAUACCUAUUAUUACUAUUAUAGUAUAUACUAAAAUGAUGACAACCAAAUGUAUUCAAGGUUGUACAGUUCCAUAGUUCCAUUCAUUGAAAACUCUUGAUUAAUAAGAGAAACUUUGAAAUGUUUUAUAUAUUUUGUGUAUAACAUGAAUACUGCCGGAUCAUUAAAUCAUACAAUUACCACUACUAAUCAAAAUGAUUUAGAGACGAAUACAUUGUAUAGAAGGGAUAUAUCAGAUGUUAUAUUCAAUUCUAUAAACAAUAACCGAAUGAGUAAUAUAUGCUUAAAUACAUUCAUAAUGAAUUCUUCGAAUAGUUCUAGUUUGUCAUUAAAUCGAAACACUAUUUCAUUAAAUAAUCAUAAUAAUCAUAAUAAUAGUAAUAUUAAUCAAUUUUAUUCAAAUCUAAUGCCUUAUUUAUUCCCAAUGGAUUUAAGUUUGAAUUCAGUACAACAGCAACAACAAAAUCAACAGUUACAAUAUUAUACUAACGAUUGGUUAACAAGUAAUAAUAAUAAUAGUAAUAAUAAUGUUUAUCAUCUAACAUUAAUGUAUUUUGCAUUAGCUACUCAAUGUAUUCUACGCCAUUUACUUACAACAUCAACAACACAACAAUCUCAACAAAAUUUAUGUUCAAACUCUUCUAUUCAUUCCAACUGUACAUCAACAUUAAGUACAAUAAGUACAACUAGUCAAAAUGAUCUAUCAUCACAAACCAAUGAACAUUUUUCAGAAUCUCAUACAAAAUUAUCAACAAUUCAUAAAUAUAUCAAAUUAGAUACUAUUAAACUUAAUGGAAAUACACGUAUUAAACGUUAUCAAUGUAAUUAUCCAAAUUGUACAAAAGCUUACUAUAAAAGAUCACAUUUAAAUGAACAUUAUCAUUUACAUACUGGUGUUAAACCACAUUUAUGUAAUCAACCAGGUUGUGGUGCAAGAUUUACACGUGCUGAUCAAUUAUCACGUCAUAGACGUGCACAUACUGGUGAACGUAAUUUCUAUUGUAAUGUAUGCUUAAAACGUUUUAAACGUAGUGAUCAUUUAAAAGUACAUUUAACUAGAAAUGUAUGUACAAAAUCGAAUUUAUAAAUCUUUCUACAUUUAUUAACCAGUAAUAAUUAUUAUAACAAGA
Molecule: messenger RNA, 1160 nt
Organism: Schistosoma turkestanicum
Lineage: Eukaryota; Metazoa; Platyhelminthes; Trematoda; Strigeidida; Schistosomatidae
Source: the annotation of a GenBank genome assembly